AGGCGCACUACAAGCACUCUCUUACGUAGACAUCCACCAAGGAGAGAGCCGAUACAACAACACGGUUGAUCUGCUCAAACACAAAAAUCUACCUGCUUUCUGAAUCAUGUCGUUGAGCCCAAAGCACACAACGCCUUUUUCAGUGACAGAUAUUUUGAGUCCAAUCGAGGAGACCUACAAGAAGUUUAGUGGCAUGGACGGCGCAGGGAACCUAACCUCUCCACUGGGAGCCUACCGACAGCCUCAGGUGUCUCAGACCGGCAUGCAGCAGCACUCCAUGGGCCAUAACGCCACGGUGGCCACCACUUACCACAUGCCGCACAGCGUCUCCCAGUUCUCCCACAGCGCAAUGGGAGGAUACUGCAAUGGAAGCAUUGGCAACAUGGGAGAUCUUCCGUCGUACCAGGAAAGCAUGCGGAAUAGUGCAGCAGCAACAGGGUGGUACAGCGCCAACCCUGAUCCGAGAUACUCCACAAUUUCUAGAUUCAUGGGACCUUCCACAGGUAUGAACAUGACUGGAAUGGGGAGUCUAACAGGAAUGGCGGACGCCACCAAAGCCAUGCCGGCUCUCCACGCUGCGCCCAGGAGGAAACGGCGCGUCCUGUUCUCACAGGCUCAGGUCUACGAGCUCGAGAGGAGGUUUAAGCAACAGAAGUACCUGUCUGCGCCUGAAAGGGAGCACCUGGCCAGUAUGAUACACCUGACGCCGACUCAGGUGAAGAUCUGGUUUCAGAACCACCGGUACAAGAUGAAACGCCAGGCCAAGGACAAGGCAGCGCAACAGAUGCAGCAGCAGCAACAGGACGGUUCUCUGUGCCAACAGCAGGCACAGUCUCCCAGGCGCGUAGCCGUGCCUGUUCUGGUGAAGGACGGUAAACCAUGUCAGAACGGCUCAAAUACGCCAACGCCGAACCAGCAACAGGUACAACAGAACCAACAGCAAAGCCAGCAACAGAGCGGAACUGGAGUUGUGCUCGCAUCCUCCACCAGCAGCCUAACCCAGCAUCAAAGCCAGCAGCAGGUGAACACUUUGGAGCUGGAAGAAAUGUCGCCCAGCCCUCCCUCACUGCACAGCCAGCUCAACAUGGCCCAGAUAGACACAUCUGCUGUAGAUUACACCAGUAACAUGGUCAGCUCAAACCUCCUCUACGGCAGAACGUGGUAGGACCUAAUACCGUACUGUCACUUUCCACUUUUUU
Archocentrus centrarchus (flier cichlid) is the source of this 1199-nucleotide messenger RNA. RefSeq names its product NK2 homeobox 4a (gene nkx2.4a). Lineage: Eukaryota; Metazoa; Chordata; Actinopteri; Cichliformes; Cichlidae. Gene Ontology annotation, molecular function: RNA polymerase II cis-regulatory region sequence-specific DNA binding; DNA-binding transcription factor activity, RNA polymerase II-specific. The coding region runs from base 107 to 1165 and encodes 352 amino acids. The transcript is spliced from 2 exons. Gene Ontology annotation, biological process: cell differentiation; regulation of transcription by RNA polymerase II. The record is from RefSeq and is a predicted model, not a curated record. Gene Ontology annotation, cellular component: nucleus.